AGGAUGACUUAUGUUCACACACUGUUGCGCCUUCCAGGAUCCUCCGGUUAAAAAUAAAUGAAUAAAUUUAAAAAAAUGCCAACGUCAGCUUUCACUCCUUUAUAGAAAAAUUGACUCUUUAUUCUCACUAUUAUUAUUUAUCUUCACUGUGCGCAGCAAUUAAAGAUUUUGUUAAGUGACAAGCGGCGGCGAAGUUGGUCGUCAUUUACCGAGGGUGAUCAGCUGUGACCAUGGCCUACACACUGGGCUUGGCCACCGACGGCCAGAAGCGCAGUGUCGGACCUCAGCACUGCGUCACUCGGGUGGAGCUGUCGGUCACUGCGUCCAGCCUGCUAGAUCGAGAUGUAGCCUCCAAGUCGGAUCCAUUCUGUGUUCUCUUCCAAGAAGUGGAUGGAAACUGGGUGGAGCUGGGACGCACUGAAACAGCUGUGAACAACUUGAACCCAGUGUUUGGAGUGAAGUUUCAGGUGGACUACCACUUUGAAGAAAUCCAGAAACUGCGCUUUGCCAUGUUCGAUGAAGACAAGUGUGCCACACAACUCGACGAACAUGACUUCCUGGGAGCAUUCGUUUGUACACUGGGAGUGAUUGUGUCCAAUAAGAAACUUCACAGACCCCUGAUCUUAGCCAAUGGGAAGCCAGCUGGCAAAGGAUCCAUUACAAUAACAGCGCAGGAGUUGUCUGACAACAGAAUCAUCACUUUGACCCUGAGUGGGCGUAAACUGGAUAAGAAGGACUUCUUUGGAAAGUCAGACCCCUACCUGGAGUUUCACAAACAGGGAGAAGAUGGUAAAUGGAUGCUUGUGCACAGGACAGAGGUCAUAAAGAACACUUUAGAUCCGGUGUGGAAACCUUUUACCGUGCCUCUAAUUUCUCUGUGCAAUGGAGACGUGGACAGAAGCAUCAAGGUGCUGUGUUAUGACUACGAUAAUGAUGGAGGACAUGACUUCAUUGGAGAGUUUCAGACCACAGUUGCAAAGAUGAGUGAAGCCCAGAACUCAGUGGAGGUGGAGUUUGACUGCAUUAAUCCCAAGAAACAGAAGAAGAAGAAGAACUAUAAAAAUUCUGGAGUUAUCAUCGUGAAGUCCUGUAAGAUUACAAGGGACUACACGUUUCUGGAUUACAUACUGGGAGGAUGCCAGCUCAUGUUUACAGUCGGUAUAGACUUCACAGCAUCCAACGGGAACCCCCGAGAGCCGUCUUCCCUCCAUUACAUCAACCCACUGGGCAGCAACGAGUACCUCGCUGCCAUCUUAGCUGUGGGGCAAAUUAUACAGGACUAUGAUACUGACAAAAUGUUUCCAGCUCUGGGAUUUGGAGCCCAACUCCCACCAGACUGGAAGGUGUCUCACGAAUUUGCCAUCAACUUUAACCCCACAAACCCUUUCUGUUCAGGUGUGGAGGGCAUCGCACAGGCCUACUCCGCGUGCCUCCCUCACAUUCGUUUCUAUGGUCCUACAAACUUUGCUCCAAUCAUCAACCAUGUAGCACGCUUUGCUGCUCAGGCCCUUCAACAAGAGAAAGCAGCGCAAUACUUCACACUCCUCAUUAUAACUGACGGUGUCAUCAGCGAUAUGGACGAGACACGCGAUGCUAUCGUGCAGGCAUCUAAACUACCCAUGUCCAUUAUCAUCAUCGGCGUCGGCAACGCAGACUUUGCCGCCAUGGAGUUCCUAGACGGGGAUGCCAGCGUUUUGAGGUCCAGCACAGGAGAGGAGGCUGUUCGGGACAUUGUGCAGUUUGUCCCUUUCAGGGAUUUCCGCAAUGCACCAAAGGAGACCCUCGCUAAAUCAGUCCUGGCUGAGCUGCCUCAACAGGUCACCCAGUACUUUAAACAGCGGAAUGUACCGCCCAUUAACCCGGCCCCAGAGUGAGACGCCCUGAAGACGAGCGCCCGCGUGCUAUACAAGAGCUCGACAAAAACCCCUUCUUUUUGUUAACGGCAAACAAAACUGUAUAUGUCAACAGUAAACAAAACUUAGUUGUGGAAAAAAGAAAAACAAAAAAACUCCUACAUUGAAGACAUCUCUUAGUUUUCACUGAUUAAAGGACGUUUGGUCAGUUUUCAGUGUGAAUCCAUCUGAAGUGAUUCUUUCUUUCGUGAAGGUUUCCAGCACACAGAUCAGUGAUGAUUAUGUGUAAAGUACCUUGCAUGUCCAAAAUGUGCAGAUAAAAUGCAGGUGAAACACUGGCCUGUUUAGAGGGGAAAUAAAUUAGCUUACUGGGAUGUAGGGGUUUUGUUUGUUUGUUGUUGGGGAGGGUUGCAUUAUUUAUUUUCAUUUUUUUGCUCUUGCAUGUGUAUUUGUCUUGUGAUUGAUACCAUGUGAUACAUACAACUCCUUUGUGUGAAAUCCUCUUUAAGCUGAACUGUAUCAGUGGUUGAUUCCUCUUUAGUUCUUGUACUUUUUGAGGUAGCAUAUCAGAUGAAGGCUGUUUGCUUUUGUGCUCAUGUGGUGGACUCAUAGCACCGAGUCUCGACAGAGCACCAUUUAUUCAACCCCUGGUCCCUGAUCACCAGGGGAAACUUUAUGUUUUAAAAGUUUUGAUCAGGAGUCGUCUGGGAGGCAGGUUUAAUGCUCCACUAUGCUUUGUCAAAUAAAGAGGACAUAAUCAGAGGAGAAUGAGGCCACACUGGCAGCUGUAGCACUACCACAGGACAGUUGUGGGAUACUGUGUGUACUCAGUAGGCCAUUUUGCUAGCUUUUGCAAAAUCCUUGUAUUUCUUCUGACUUAAGUUCAUCCUGCAUGUUGCCAGUAUCUACACACUGUUUACAAACUAACGAUCACAAAUGCAUGAUGGGUUUAAUUUUCCAAAUUAUGUAUUUAUCAGAUUUUGUAAAUAUUUUAUGAGCUUCUGCUGUAAGCAAAGGAAGUAUUACACGACAAAGACAGAUGUUUCAAUGGAGGCUGCACCUGUCAGAGUCUUAAUGAGCGGAAGCAGAGAGGAGAAGUUUGUGAUAUGCAUAUAUCGAAUGUAUAUUUCUAUUCACUGUUUAUGUUACGAUAAACCAAUGUUUAUGCCAUGUUUUUAAUGUACUUUUUAUGCAGUGAAUUGUGUAAUUAAACUGAAAUGUGUAUUGCUGUGCAUCUUUGUACUGAAUGUGUUGCUUUUAAUUUUAUAAAGUUGUGUCUAUGU
Archocentrus centrarchus (flier cichlid) is the source of this 3136-nucleotide messenger RNA. It is a transcript of the gene cpne2, whose product is annotated as copine II. Lineage: Eukaryota; Metazoa; Chordata; Actinopteri; Cichliformes; Cichlidae. The transcript is spliced from 16 exons. Gene Ontology annotation, cellular component: plasma membrane. The record is from RefSeq and is a predicted model, not a curated record. Bases 231 to 1874 code for a protein of 547 amino acids. Gene Ontology annotation, biological process: cellular response to calcium ion. Gene Ontology annotation, molecular function: calcium-dependent phospholipid binding.